AUGAGAGGCCGCAGUGUACUACGGGAAAAACGCUGUCCAUCUCUGUGCGCUUUUUGCGCUCACAGACUGGGUCAAGCUCGACAAUCUUCCCAUGUUCAACGCCGAUACCUCCAAUCCUCUCGACCCGUCGCCAAACCGCCUGGAGAGAUACCGGCAACCGCGCAAGAUAGUGCCAAUAGGGGACCACAGCCAGGUUGGGGACGUCCUGCGGGACCAGGUCCAGGCCCGAGUUGGGGAGUCAAAGGAGCUGGGGUAGGAAUUCCUGCUGCUGGACCGAGUUGGGGACGAGGAGGGAGCAGUAUACCACCCUUGGGCGCGAUUCCGACACCAGGUGCUUUACCGCAGCAAGCAGCCGGGCCGAAGCCAGAUUUACCGACUCCUGAGAUUCAAAACAAGGAAGCUCUGUCCCAGGAGAAGCGUCCGCGAGAUCCAGUCUCGUCUGAAGCACUGACAGAAAGAUGGCAGGCUGGGCAACACCCUAUACCACACUUUCACAAGCCUGCCGCCCCGGAGGCCGACGCGGCUUGGGAUCUCGAUCCUCAUGAGAAGCGAGCUCGGGAUAUGAUGCUUGCACGAGAGGCAAAGUCACAGCAGAGACAGGUCACGCAGGGCUAUGGAAAUGGGCCGGAGAUAACGCGUGGCGGGAGAUUGGUGCCGCGGACAGAGGCACAGAGAAUCGAAGCGGCGCAGAGGGAAGUUGCCAGACGAAAAGCCAUGGAGCGACACCAGAAAAACAAAAUUUUGUUUGAAGGAGCGCAAAAAGCCGAGAUCGCACCAAGAUUUAGACAUAUUCUGGGUGAUGACGAGCAACGCAAUGCGGAGGCGGAAAGAGACGAUUCGAACUGGGGCCAGCUAAGAAGAGUUAAGCCUCAGGUCCAGAAAGAUACUGUAGGUUUUGAUUUCACGCGAGGCCGCGCUGAAAGGGAGGAGCAGUCGAAGUAUGGGCGAUACACGCCGCUCGCAACUGGAACGAGGCCUGCCCGAGAACGAAAGCCUGAUUCUCGAGAAUCUCCUGUCUUUGAUGAAAUUCAGAGAGUGGGACAGGUUCAACCUCAAGGACAACACAAUUCUGGUAUGAAUUUCAAAGCGCUAUCCUCAGAGACUCCGGAGAGGCACGUACAGCCAGCGAUCGAGAAGGAAUUCAAGAAGAACUGGGAGAUGACCGAAGAAGAGAUUGAGGCGAGUUCCCGGCCCGCAAAAGAGAAAAAGAGAAGAGGUCGCCAGUCUGCAGAGCCAGUCUACGAAGACGCACCGAGAGGAAAGAGCAAAGACAAAAUCAAGAGGCGUGCUCAAUUUGUGAGACAAGAGGAGGAUGAAGCUGAGACUGAAGCGGCUUUGGCUCGAGCAGAAGCGAAAGCGCAACGGGCUCGAGAGAAGGCCGAAAGGAAGGCCGCUAAGCGAGCUGCUCCUACUCCUGUACUCUUGCCAGAGUUCAUCAGCGUAUCGAAUCUGGCCGUGGCACUUCGAGUCAGGUACGAGGACUUCGUUUGGAAGAUGGAGGAGCUGGGAUUCGAAGACACCAGCCACGACUUCAUUUUGAACGCAGAGAAUGCUGGACUUAUUGCACAAGAGUAUAACUUCGAGCCGAUCAUUGAUCGAGGAUUUUCGGAAGAUUUGAGAGCGAGGGGUCCGCCUGAGGAUCCCACAGUGUUGCCACAGAGGCCUCCAGUUGUUACAAUUAUGGGACAUGUUGAUCACGGAAAGACGACUUUGCUGGACUAUUUACGGAAGUCAUCGGUUGCCGCGACCGAGCAUGGUGGUAUCACUCAGCAUAUCGGUGCUUUCUCGGUGCCUAUGCCUUCUGGCAAAGUCAUUACUUUCCUGGAUACGCCAGGUCAUGCUGCUUUCUUGAGCAUGCGUCAGCGAGGUGCGAACGUUACUGACAUUGUUAUUCUGGUCGUUGCAGCAGAUGACAGUGUGAAGCCGCAGACAAUUGAAGCUAUCAACCACGCCAAGGCUGCCAGAGUACCGAUGAUUGUCGCGAUUAACAAGAUUGAUAAGGAGGAUUCCAAUAUUGAUCGUGUGAAGCAAGACCUUGCUCGCCAUGGUGUUGACGUCGAGGACUUUGGUGGUGACACUCAGGUUGUCUGUGUGAGUGGUAAGACUGGCCAGGGCAUGCCAGAGCUGGAAGAAGCUGCUGUCACUUUGUCCGAGAUCCUUGAUAUGCGAGCCGAGACCGAUGGCCAAGCUGAAGGAUGGGUACUCGAAGCGAGUAUAAAGUCGAUGGGUAAAGUAGCGACAGUACUUGUCCGACGAGGUACAAUGCGGCCUGGUGACUUUAUCGUUGCUGGCAAGACAUGGGCGAGAAUUCGUUGUCUUCGUAAUGAAGCAGGUAUUGAGAUUGAAGAAGCCGGCCCAGGAACGCCUGUCGAGAUAGACGGCUGGCGCGAACAGCCCCUGGCUGGUGAUGAAGUUCUUCAGGCCCCCGAUGAGAACAAGGCGAAGAGCGUGGUCGAAUACCGACUCGAAAAAUCCGAGCGAGACAAGAUGGCCGAGGACAUGGAUGCCAUCAACGAAAGCCGAAAAGCAGUCGAGGAGAAGCGGGCACGUGAGAAAGCUGAAGCGGAAGCAGCUGCUGAAGCCAAGAAAGCCCAUGAAGAUGUCCCGGAAAAAGUUCAGGAUACUGGGCCCACUGGACCCAAGCAAGUGUACUUUAUCAUCAAAGGCGACGUCAGUGGAUCUGUGGAAGCAGUCAUUGACCAAAUUUCCGCGCUAGGCAACAAGGAAGUCCAGCCUCACGUCCUGCGUUACGGAGUUGGCCAGCUCUCCGAGUUUGACGUGGAGCACGCUGCUGGUGCCAAAGGCCACUUGAUCAAUUUCAACACCGACGUCGAGCCGAAUAUUGCUGCGAUGGCUGAACGAGCCAAGGUCAGCAUUAUCAACCAUAAUAUCAUCUAUCGGUUGGUAGAUGAUAUCAAGGCAGAAUUGAGCAAGCAUCUGCCGCCGCUGAUUACACAGCGUGUGCUGGGCGAGGCGGAGGUAGCGCAGGUAUUUGAGAUUACGGUGAAGGGGCGGCAGCAUAAAGCUAUUGCGGGAUGUAAGGUCCGCAAUGGAGUCAUUAGCAAGAAUGCGAGGGUCCGGGUCAUGCGGGCUGGUGAGAAGGUGUUUGACGGCACUCUGGACUCGCUCAAGAACGUGAAGAAGAACGUAGAGGAGAUGAAGAAGGGGAGUGAGUGCGGCAUGGGCUUCACCGACUGGUUUGAUUUCCAGGUGUCGGAUCUGGUGCAGUCUUAUGAGCAGAAGGAAGAAAAGAGGUACUUGUAG
Molecule: messenger RNA, 3264 nt
Organism: Drepanopeziza brunnea f. sp. 'multigermtubi' MB_m1
Lineage: Eukaryota; Fungi; Ascomycota; Leotiomycetes; Helotiales; Drepanopezizaceae
Source: RefSeq, a predicted model, not a curated record